Messenger RNA from Cydia strobilella, 3365 nucleotides. RefSeq names its product E3 ubiquitin-protein ligase TRIM33 (gene bon). Gene Ontology annotation, biological process: chromatin organization. The coding region runs from base 345 to 3347 and encodes 1000 amino acids. The transcript is spliced from 19 exons. Lineage: Eukaryota; Metazoa; Arthropoda; Insecta; Lepidoptera; Tortricidae. Gene Ontology annotation, molecular function: ubiquitin protein ligase activity; protein binding; chromatin binding. The record is from RefSeq and is a predicted model, not a curated record.
UCUAUCUUGUCUAUUAGUAGUUAUGGUCGCGAUCGCAAGUCAAAUGGACGCAUGUACUUUUUGAAAAAGAUUUUGUUGAUAAACUUAACAAUAAAGUAAUCGGUUUCUCACGGAAAGUAAUUACGGGGAGAGCUGACCGCACAGGCGAUUAACAUUAGUGGUAUGCAUCGCUGAGGGAUAAAGCCACGUCCUCUGGAAGACUCAAUCGGCCACAUCUCGCAAUCACAUUAAGCGGUCAUUGCUGCAGCCUGCGGAGCUCCAGGCGCUAGUGAAAGUCGGGCUCGUAUGGAGCCGUGGAGAAAAUGCGUUUAAAGUGAAAUCUGUGGUGAAGUGAAGUGUUUUGAAUGGAUAACGUAAACUUUGACGCGAGCGGCGAGGACAUCGAGCGGGCGCUCAUGGACCUGGGCCCGCUGCUCGGCGUCGCCAUCAAGGAGGAGGCGCCGGACGAGCUGGCCGCGCCCGCGGCGCCCGCCGCUCCGCCCAGCGUGGUGAGCGCGUGCGAUGGCGCCGAAGGCGAGCGGCCCGGCGCCGACUCCGGCGAGCGCGCGGACUCGCUGGCCUCCCCGCGCGCCGGCGCCGGCGCCGCGCUGUCCGCCGCGCGCUGCGCGCUCUGCGGCACCGCGCUAGCGCUCGCCCACGGCACGCCCAAGCUCAUGGAGUGUCUGCACUCGGCGUGCGAGCCGUGCAUCAACGCCAAGAUCGAGGAGAAGCAGGCCUCGAGGGACUUCUGCGGUGGCGACCGCAUCACAGUGCAGUGCCCGGUGUGUCGACUGCAGUGCCAGCCCGCCAACAUGAUCGACCAGCGUUUUGUGCUGGAGAAGAUGUGCCCGGACACCCCGCCCGCAGCCGCAGAGCGCGACCAACACUGCAGCAGCUGCGAGGAGCCGGAGCCGGCCACCAGUUACUGUACAGACUGCGCAGAGUUCAUUUGUGACAGCUGCGUGCAGGCCCACCAACGGUUAAAAAUCACAAAAGACCACACAAUCAAGAGCAAGGAGGAGGCGAUACAAGAGCAGCAGGCGUCGCAGCCCGGCGCGCACGACAUGUUCUGCACGGAACACCCGCAGGAACGGCUAAGCCUGUUCUGCGAGACGUGCGACCGCCUAACGUGCCGCGACUGCCAGCUGCACCACCACCGCGACCACAAGUACCAGUUCAGCACGGAGAUGGCCCAGCAGGCUCGAGCGCACAUAGCAUCGCUACUGUCCGAGGUGUCGUACAAGCGCGUGCUGCUGGGGUCCGCCAUGAAGGUGAUCCGAGAGAGACAAGUGCUCAUCGCCGACAAGAAGAAGGCGCUAGUGCACGAGAUCACGCAGACCGUCGUCAAACUAACAAAUGCUAUAAACACGCGCGGCAAGCAGCUGGUACUGCGACUAAACGAAGUGUGCGACGGCAAACAACGCACGCUGAGCGAGAAGAAAGAUGCGUUAGAGCAGCUCGCCAAUAUCACAGACCACUGCGUAGAAUUCGUCAGCGCUGCGCUGCAGCAGGGCAGCGAUACAGCGGUCCUAUACAGCAAGCGCGCUGUAUGUGCACACCUACAGCGUAUUAAAAGCCGGCGUGCUGACAUCCCCAACCCCGAGAUCCCUGUUCGCAUCGCAUUGGCCUUGGACAAGUUACCCGAUCUUGUUAAAGUCCUGUCUUCUAUCGGGGCCAUAGUGGUGGACGGCAAGGUGGACGGCGGCGGCGCGGCGGCGCAGGGCCCCUACCACCCCCCGCCUCACCCCCCUCACCCCGCGCAGCAACCACCCCCGCACCCCCCUCACCCCGCGCAACAACAACCCCCGCAGCCCGCCGCCGCCGCCACCGCCGUCAGCGCCGCGCUGCACCACGCCGCCGCCAUGCAGCAGCAGUCGUACGCGAACUCGGGCAUGGGCGGCGUGGGGACGGUGGGCGGGUACAUGUCCGCGCUGGCGUCGCUGCGCACGCGGCCGCACGCUGCGCACGCGCACCAGCACCAGCACCAGCACCAGCACCAGCUGCAGCACACGCCGCUGCGGCACGCGCACGUCACCUCCACCACGCACCCGCACCAUCUACACGGUAUGAGCGAGCUGAAUUUGCGUGGACUGUUAAAUCAAGGGUCGGGGCGGGGCGCGGCGCGCUCGCCCUUACAGCCGCAUCCCGCCAUGCACCAUUAUCAGCAGAUGAUGGGCGCUUAUGCGAACAGCGCGUACGCGGCGGCAGCCGCGGCGGGCGGCGGCGGGGGUGGGGGCGCGGGCGCGGGCGGGGGCGGGGGCGGGCGACGCUCGGGCGGGCCGCGCACCCCGUCCCCCGCGCCCCCGCCGCCCCACACCCCGCCCCACGUCCCCGCCGCGCCCGCACCGGCCAAGUGGCACAUCCCGCAGCAGGGGCUCGUCAACGGUGGGUUCGACAUGUCGUCCCUGUCGCACGGCGCGGGCGCGGUGUCGCCGGCGGGUGCGGGUGCGGGGGCGGGCGCGGGGGCGGGGGCGGGGGCGGACUUCAAGAUCACGCUGGGCCGCGCGCGCGCCGCCCCCCCGCCCCCGCCCGCCGUCACCUCCACCAACCCCAAGACCCCGAGCCCGAGUCUGAACGGCGGCGCCGGCGUGGAGCUAGAUAAAGUGUGCGCCGAGUCGGUGCAAGACCUGAUGGCCACUAUCGCCAAGUUGGAUUCCAACGGCGUGCAGGUGCUGCCCGAGCAGCCCCGCGCCGAGCCCGCCGUGCACUCCUCCACCGACACCGCCGGCGGCACGGUGGCGCCGCCCUCGGCGACGCCCGCAGCGGCCCCCGGCGGGGACCCCAACGAGGACUGGUGCGCCGUCUGCAUGGACGGCGGCGAGCUCAUGUGCUGCGACAAGUGUCCCAAGGUGUUCCACCAGUACUGCCACAUACCCACCAUCGAGAAGCUGCCCGACGAGACGGAGACGUGGCAGUGCCUGCUGUGCGUGAACUUCGCGGAAGUGGGCGAGGAGGGGGGGGGCGCGGCCGGCGACGCCAUCUCCCCGCGGGAACAGAAGCUCAUGGAGCGCGUCACGCUCGAGCUGUACUGCCAGUACGAGCCCAGCCUGCCCUUCCGCGAGCCCGUGUCCCAGCUCAACCACGACUACCACAGCAAGAUCUCUCGGCCGAUGUGCCUGGACAUGAUCCGCAUGAAGCUGCAGCCGGGCUCGCCGACGCGCUACGCGCACGUGGCGCACUUCGUGGCCGACGUGCGGCUCAUGUUCCGCAACGCCCGUCUCUACAAUCCGCCGGAAUCGACAAUCCACUCGGACGCCGUCCGGCUGGAGCAGUUCUUCGACUUGUCGCUGGAGAAGUGGCUCCCCGCGUACGCGAGCUGGAGCGGCGAGGGCGAGCCGCCGCCCGCCAAGCGCAUGCGCGCCGACUGAGCGUGAGCGGCGGCGCGG